Molecule: messenger RNA, 5226 nt
Organism: Cryptomeria japonica (Japanese cedar)
Lineage: Eukaryota; Viridiplantae; Streptophyta; Pinopsida; Cupressales; Cupressaceae
Product: protein STICHEL-like 3
Exons: 11
Coding region: 699-4601 (1300 amino acids)
Biological process (GO): DNA-templated DNA replication; DNA repair
Cellular component (GO): DNA polymerase III complex; nucleus; DNA replication factor C complex
Molecular function (GO): DNA binding; DNA-directed DNA polymerase activity; ATP binding
Source: RefSeq, a predicted model, not a curated record
UGCAGUACAAAAUAAUGAGCCUCUGCAAGUCGAUUAUAUUUGAGGAGGUUGAAGUUUGGUUGCUUAUUUGCACAGGCAUGCGUUUCAGGCGAAAAUUCGAAGCUAUUUCAGGCGAUUAUUAGUGGUGGUUCCUUCAUGUCUGAAGGUUCGAAUAGCAGACAGAGCAAAACUAUAAUUGGCGCUGGUUUGUACUAUUCAGCAACAUCAGAUAUGUCGUUUCUUACUGAAAUGAGUUUACGGAGGCGAUUUGAAGCACUUACAGGCGGAUUCAAGUGCGCCUAAUCCAUAUUUGGAGGAUGUAUUUUGAAGAUUCGAAGUUUACAUUUGAGCAACCGAACUUGUUCGUCAAGCGUUUAGAAGUUAUUAAUUGGAAAUUCUAAACAGUAUUUUUUAUUUAGGAAAUCCCUUACACAGUAGGAGGCAUUCGACGGUAAGAACAACCGACUUGAGCAGCUGAGAUUAUUUCUGAGCUAAUGGCGGUAAUCAAGCUGUCUGCAAACAAUGUCUGAAUUGCCACACUGGCAUUGAUGGCAGAACAAAAGUAUUAUUGGCUGUGGUUUCUGGCGUUCAGAAACACUAGAUGUGUCGUAUGUUACUGGUUCUCUACGGGACACAUUUAAGUUGCAUAAAGAUGCCCAGGCAAUGUGCUUCUUCACAUAGUUAUCUGCUGAGAAACCAGUUGUGGUUUUACUUCUAUCAUGACCGGAACCAUCUGUGUAGUUCCUGCACUCCGUGAAAGGGAUUGCAAUAUUCAGGAGCAUCUGAGAAACCAUGUACACUUGACUAAUUGUAUUCAUUUGAAGAAUCACGUCCACAUGCAGAAGCCCAGAAGAAUGUCCGCAGAGAGCUCUCUUAUGAGGGACUUGAUUGUUCUACAACGGUCAAGAUCCCUCAGAGAUCCUUCUACAAGCCCUUCAUGGAACUCCCCGGUUAUUGGAUCUUUGAUGAAGAGGCUGGAGAAGGAAGGGGUAACUCAAAGGAAUGAUUUUGGUGGUGUGAGAUCUUUGGGUGGAGAACUGAGGAAAGAGUUGAGAAGAGGUUUUGGCACUUCUCCAAUUUCCCCAGGUGAUGGUUCUAGAAGAAAUGCAGGUAGUAUUAUUGUUACUGAAGACUCAGGCAAGAAGGAGAAAGGAUUGGGAAACAGCAGAAACAAAGGGUUAGUAGACCCUUAUGCAGGUAGUGUGUUAGGAAGCAGAAUUGGGGAGAAUAAUAAUGAGGUAGUGGGGGAUGAGAGUCACAGAGGUAGUUCUAAGCUUGGAAGUUUAGACAAUAUGAGAGAGAGGAGAACCACAAGGAGGGAAUACAAUUUAAGUGAAGGAUUGGAAGUCGAUGAUUCAGUUCCAGGGAAUAUGUUAAAUAUGAUGAAAAAGACUUCGAGAAGGAAGGGAGUUGAUGAUAAUAGUAGUGUACCAGGAAAAAGGUCUGGGCAAUCUAAGAAAUUCAUUGUGGAUAGCCAUGAACUUCCAUAUCCACAUUUUCAUCAUAGAGAAGAUCAGGGCACAAAAGAAGAGAUUGAGUCAAGCUAUGCAGCAGAGCAUAAGGGGCAGGCAAUUUCAGUUAGUCACUACCAUAUCUCAGGUGAGGAGUCUAGCAGGCCUAGAAAGCGUAAGUUUAAAGGCUCAAAGAAAUCACAUGCACAUGGAGUUUCUAGGGAACUAGGACACAUUUAUGAGACCUCAGGUCUUUCUAUUGCUUCAAAUUCUCUUAUUCAUGGUGCAUAUAAGACAAAAGGGUUUGCAGGUUUGCAAGAGACAGAAUUGCAAACUGGAGGUAAUGAACUUGAAGUUACACAAGCUCCUAGAAAUGGAUGUGGAAUUCCUUGGAAUUGGUCCAGAAUUCACCAGAGAGGGAAGACAAUAUUGGACUUUGCAGGCAGGAGCCUUUCAUGUGGACUAUCAGAUUCAGCAGCACGGAAAAUGGAAGGUCUUGCUCCACAAGGCCAUUUUGGUUCGCAUAGAGAUUUUCCUGUAGUUUCAGGAACCUCAGACCACUCUAAUUCUUCUUUUGAUUCUGAUUCUGAGGCACUUCCCCUACUGAUUGAACCAGGUGCAUCUCAGGAAAGUGCUGAAGGAAAGGUUUCAGGUGAGCUUAGUCUCUAUGCUGAUCACAAUUUUGGUUUCAAACAAGAUCAUGACUCUGCUUCUGACACCAGGUCAACAGACCAAUUUGGAGUUGGGAGAGGUCUUGAAGGUAGUGAGACCUUGAGUCAUGAAUUUGGGCAUCGCUCCUUGACCCAAAAGUAUGCUCCAAAGGCAUUCAAGGAAUUGGUAGGCCAAAAUUUGGUUGCACAAGCUCUUAAUAAUGCUAUGCUGAGAGGGAAAAUUGGGUUGGUAUACAUAUUUUAUGGUCCUCAUGGUACAGGAAAAACAUCAUGUGCGAGAAUAUUCACUGCAGCUUUGAACUGUAAUUCUUUAGACCAGCCUAGACCCUGUGGUGUGUGUAGUUCUUGCUUAGCACAGAGCACCCAAAAGAGUAUGAAUGUCAAAGAAGUUGGUUCUGUUGGCAUCCUGGAUCAUGAGAAUAUUACCAGUCUUCUUGGAAGUUGGGUUUUUUCUUCAUCCAUAUCUCAUUAUAGGGUGCUUAUAGUGGAUGAUUCUGAUACACUGAAAAGUGAAGCAUGGAAUGUCAUCUCAAAGAUUUUGGAUCAAGCACCUAGGCAUGUGGUGGUGAUUCUUAUCACUACAAAUCUGGACCAGCUGCCUCAUACCAUUGUUAGCAGGUCCCAAAAGUUUUACUUCCCAAAAUUGAAGGAUGUUGACAUCAUAAAAAAAUUGCAGGCAAUAGCAUUGCAUGAAGAUUUAGAGAUAGAUAAGGAUGCAUUAAAACUUAUUGCAUCAAGGUCAGAUGGAUCUUUGCGUGAUGCUGAAAUGAUGCUAGAUCAAUUGAGUCUUCUUGGGCAGAGAAUAUCUCUUCCUCUAGUGCAGGAACUAGUUGGUUUGAUUCCAGAUGACAGGUUGGUGGAUUUACUUGACUUGGCAUUAUCUGCAGACACUGUAAAUACAGUCAAGUCUUUAAGGGAACUUAUGGAGGCAGGGGUGGAACCAUUGGCUCUGAUGUCACAGUUAGCAACAUUAAUAACAGAUAUUCUUGCAGGAAGUUACAAGUUCUCUGAAGAAGGGCACAGGAAGUUUUUCCGAAGAGAAACGUUGUCCAAAGAAGAGAUGGAAAGAUUGCGGCAGGCAUUGAAGACACUUUCCGAGGCUGAGAAACAGCUUCGACUGUCAAGUGAUCGAACAACGUGGCUAACAGCUGCUUUGCUUCAGCUUGCUCCAGAUCAGUCAUAUAUGUUGCCAAGUUCCUCUGCAGGUACCAGUUUCAGGCAGAGGCCUAUAGCACGGAAUCACACGAGUGAAAAGCAAAUUACUGAUAGGGAAUCUGUAGAUGCUAGACGUGACCAUAAAGAUGAUAUGCUUGAGAAUACACACAUCAAAGAUUUCAGAUCAAAGAAAGAUAUCAUUUCCGCUAAGAGUACCAAGGAUCCUGGCCCAGUCAGCCGUGGUGGAAGCAGAGCUAAGGCCAGUUCAUCAAUUUUAUCAGAGAGAAACAAAAGUUUUGAACAUAAUGUGGAUUCAAAGAUUAUUGGUAAGAAAGCAAUGCCAACAACCUCAUUUGCAUACUCCAUGGAGGUAAAUGAAGCAGGGUUGAGGCAAUUUAUCUGCAGAAGUCCAACUAAGCUUGAAGAUAUUUGGGAAAGAGUUCUAGAGAAGAUCCAUACAAAUUCUUUGAAGCAAUUUUUGCGUGUACAAGGAAAACUCUUUUCAGUCUCUUUUGGAGCAGCUCCAACAGCAAGUCUGGUCUUUAACCAUCAGGAGCACAAGGCAAUAGCAGAGAAAUCAAGGGCAUCUAUCAUACAGGCAUUUCAGUUAGCCCUUGGCUGCCCAGUUGAAAUUCAAAUUGACUAUGCACCCACUCAAGAAAGGAAAGCUGAUUUACAGGCCAGACUUAGUUUUCCAGAGGGCCAAUCAAAUGCUUCAUAUGCUGUCCAAACCCAUGGUUUGAAUUCCUCCACUCACAGAUUACAGCUUGGUGCCCCUGAAACUCAAAACAAUUUAAGAAGUGAAAUUGGUAAUGACAUGAUAACAGAUGGGAGGGAAAAGAUCCAAUCUCAUACCCUGGAGGCUUCCAAAAGUGAAAUUGUUGAAAUUGAAGGAGAUUUGGCAUCUCAUCAAGGCCAUGUGGGUAGCCAACAUAUAGGAAAACCAGUAGAUGAAAAACGAAUGGAAAGUGCAUGGUUACAGGAAGCUCAGUCUUCCCCCCAUUUAUCUACCUUUGGUCCUUAUCGACCAGAGAAGCAUAAGAAUGCAAGAGAACGUCCCAGGACACAAAACCUAACCAAAAGUAAAGUCUCACUUGGUUAUGUUAUUCAACAAGGAGAGGGAAAUGUUGAAGGUUUCAAUCGAGAUCAGCACCAUGAUUACACUGGCAGAUGGCCAAAACAUAAAGGGAUUUCCAUUGCUGAGAAGCUCGAACAAGAAAACUUGAGGCUUGAGUCAAGGUCGGGAGGUCUUCUUUGUUGGAAGACAGCUAGAGUUAAUCAUAAGAAGAUGUCAUUAAAGGGUCGAUGCAAGAUGGGAGAAUGCUUACUGUGCUCAGGAGGGUAGGAUGGACAAGCCUAGGACUGAAGUACCCUUAGAAACUCGCCUAAUUCCUUUUGGGUGUUGGAAUAAAGGGUCAGGCCUUUUCUAUUAACUUGGGUCCUUUUCAUUGUAAAAGUGAAUUUAAAUGAAAUGAAGACAGAAUGUCUCACAUAGGAUUCUUUCAAGGGAAGUUUAAGUGACUUUGCCUCUUCGUAAAGGACCUCAUGAUCUACCGUAUUAAGGAUCAGAACAUUUUCUUUGGGAAUGCCCUAUAGUAAGUAUUUACUUUAGUUUACCCUUAUUUUGCCUCUGGAGUUAAAUGGUCAUUAUUCUUCUGAUCUUUUUCAUACUAAAAUCUUCAAGUAUACAAUUGGUCUGAUUUAUGAAAUUGUAAUGGAAGUAAUUCUCGUGACUUUGCUAGUGGUUUGUCUGAUACACAAUAGUACUUAAGCCUCUUCAAACGUCUCUUCAUCUAUCUAGAAUUUAGUUACUAAAUGGUUAGUAAAUGUUGUUACUUAGAAUGCUGGCAUUUGAAAUGUGCCAAUUGUUCUCUAUAAAUUAAUAAUUUUUUGGUUAUUUUGGACUGACUUCAUUCUGUUGCCUGAUCUGAAAAUGUUUGGUUUUGGCGUAGGGAACUCACUACAGGAUU